This is a messenger RNA of Zerene cesonia (dogface butterfly), 1362 nucleotides long. Its product is annotated as tubulin beta chain-like. Gene Ontology annotation, molecular function: structural constituent of cytoskeleton; GTP binding; GTPase activity. The record is from RefSeq and is a predicted model, not a curated record. Lineage: Eukaryota; Metazoa; Arthropoda; Insecta; Lepidoptera; Pieridae. The coding region runs from base 16 to 1362 and encodes 448 amino acids. Gene Ontology annotation, biological process: microtubule cytoskeleton organization; mitotic cell cycle. Gene Ontology annotation, cellular component: microtubule; cytoplasm. The transcript is spliced from 2 exons.
GUGAACUGCAUUAAAAUGCGGGAAAUCGUACAUAUACAAGUUGGGAGAUGUGGAAACCAAAUUGGUUCAAAGUUCUGGGAGGUAAUAUCGGAUGAACAUGGCAUUGAUCCUAAUGGAUGCUACUCCGGAGAUUCGGAUCUUCAACUAGAAAGAAUCAAUGUGUACUAUAAUGAAGGUGCUGGCAGCAAAUAUGUACCAAGAGCUGUGUUAGUGGACCUUGAACCUGGCACUAUGGACUCUUUACGAGCAGGACCUUAUGGACAAAUAUUCCGACCUGAUAAUAUUAUUUAUGGGAUGACAGGAGCAGGCAAUAAUUGGGCCAAAGGACACUUUACAGAAGGUGCAGAUUUGCUUGAAUCUAUUCUUGAUGUCGUCAGAAAAGAAGCUGAAGGGUGUGAUUGUUUACAAGGGUUCCAAGUAGUUCACUCAAUCGGAGGUGGAACCGGGUCUGGAUUGGGAACUUUAUUGCUGUCCAACUUAAGAGAAGAAUAUCCUGACAGAAUUAUUGUUACGUUCUCCGUUGUUCCGAGUCCUAAAGUAUCAGAUACUGUUGUGGAACCUUAUAACGCUACUUUGUCUUUAAAUCAGUUGAUAGAAAAUUCUGAUCAGUCGUUUUGUAUAGACAAUGAAGCUUUAUACGAUAUAUGUUUCAGAACGCUUCGAUUGCAUACUCCCACUUAUGGGGAUUUAAAUCAUUUAGUAUCAGCUACAAUGUCUGGCGUAACUACUUGCUUACGAUUUCCCGGACAACUAAAUGCUGAUUUACGAAAGUUAGCUGUGAAUAUGGUACCAUUCCCGCGAUUACACUUCUUCAUGCCUGGAUUCGCGCCUCUCACGUCACGUGGUAUUCAAAAGUAUCGGGCCUUAACCGUUCCGGAGCUUACUCAGCAAAUGUUUGACGCGAAAAACAUGAUGGCAGCUUGUGACCCACGACACGGACGCUAUCUUACAGUAGCCGCAGUUUUCAGAGGAAGAAUGUCUAUGAAAGAAGUCGACGAGCAAAUGUUAAAUAUACAAAAUAAAAAUAAAGAUUAUUUCGUCGAAUGGAUACCGAAUAACGUGAAGACAGCUGUGUGUGAUAUCCCACCACGAGGGCUGAAAAUGUCCGCUACUUUUAUAGGCAAUACAACGGCGAUUCAGGAAUUGUUUAAGCGAAUUGCUGAGCAGUUUGCGUCGAUGUUUAGACGAAAGGCGUUCCUUCAUUGGUAUACUGGAGAGGGUAUGGAUGAGAGCGACUUUACUGAGGCUGAUAAUAAUGUCAGUGAUUUGAUAUCAGAGUAUCAGCAGUAUCAAGAUGCGACCAUUGAUAAUCAGGAAUUUGAAGAAGAAGAGACUGCACCGAAUGAUGAUAGUGACGAAUAG